This is a messenger RNA of Eruca vesicaria subsp. sativa (arugula), 345 nucleotides long. The record is from the annotation of a GenBank genome assembly. Lineage: Eukaryota; Viridiplantae; Streptophyta; Magnoliopsida; Brassicales; Brassicaceae.
AUGGUAAGAGACAUCAAGAAUUCCUUAGAGAUAAUGUCUUCGAGGAGAGAGCUGAUUCACAGCUGCCGGGGGGAUCCCCUGGAGAAGCAGAUUCAUCAGUAUAACAUUAACAACAACAUGAUAAUAGCGAAAGCAGCAAGCUACUUCAGAACCGUGUUUAAGUCAGCUCAACAGAAAGCAAGCAACAUCAAAUGGCCACACCCACGGAUGGACUCUAGCCUCAAUAUGGAAAUCAAUGAGCUGGAAGAAGUCUUAAGUAAAGGUGAACAUAUGGUGGAGACGACAAAGUUCGAGGAGUUUAAGGCUGGUAAAGAAUCGAGUCUCAGUCAUGGCUUGGAGAUAUGA